Messenger RNA from Microdochium trichocladiopsis, 1563 nucleotides. RefSeq lists its product as uncharacterized. Bases 481 to 1563 code for a protein of 360 amino acids. Gene Ontology annotation, cellular component: nucleus. The transcript is spliced from 2 exons. NCBI's taxonomy places the organism in Eukaryota, Fungi, Ascomycota, Sordariomycetes, Xylariales, Microdochiaceae. The record is from RefSeq and is a predicted model, not a curated record. Gene Ontology annotation, biological process: regulation of transcription by RNA polymerase II.
CAGCGACCAUGGGCAUAAAUAUUCACUUGCGGCUCCGACCAAGAGGCCUUGUACCUCCUCCGACCAUGAUCAGAGCGAUCAACUUUGGUCCCUUUGCGGAACAGCUAUAUCAUCCCGACGCCGGACUACUUUCCUCCCGAACCCCCUCACGAGUCUGUUUACUCUCCACAUUCAUCCCGGAGACACUCCUUGGCUCCUCCCUCUCUCUGAAGUCAAGUCUCUUGCACUUCUGCCUCCACUGCCCUACUACCGGAACCUGCGCUAUCCAACACCAGCUCGGUACCAUGAUUCCCAUCUACAACUUUGGCUCCGACGUACUUGCACCAGCCACAAUAAGUUUGGUCCGUGCCUAUGAGCAUACGGCGUUUGUCGGAAUUGUGCUACCAUGGGAGAAACUGGAGACGGUCGGCUUGCCAGGGUCUAGCUUAGCGCGACUGGGGCUGUUGCAGAAUGUGCCGGAAUGUGUCCGCAUGACCACAGAUGGCUCACAAGUCACCGGAUGGGCUCCUGGCUUUCGUGAUGGAGAUGCCGGUGUCUGGGAUCGACAAUAUCCUCUAUGGAUUUUCGAUGACAGCGAAACUCGCCGUAAGAUGGGUCAAAGCAGAUGCUUUAGCACCUUUCGAGCUCAUGGGUCGGGAGAUCGACCAUCUCGAGAUCGGCGAUGUCGAGUCUGCGGUCAAUCACUUGGAAAGUCUCGAGGAAGUCCUCCAGUUGAGAAAGAGAGAUAUCUGGGUCAGAAGCCUCAUGGAAACUCACCGCCGUAGAGAAAUCUACAAAUGCAUAUUCGAUGACUGCCCAAGCACGUUCAAGAAGCAUAAAUACCUGGUGCAGCACCUGGAAACUGUUCACUCCGACGCCCGGCCAUUUGUAUGCGAAGUCGAAGGCUGCACCUGGGAGUUCAAGACCCAGACGGCAUUACGGAACCAUGAGUUCGCGCACACAGACGAGCGUCCACAUCAUUGCCGCAAGGAGCUUUGCACUUACUCCUUCAAAACAAGUUACGCACUCAAUCAGCAUACAACGCUCACGCACUCGACGCAGCGGCCUUUCCGGUGCCCUCUUUCAGGCUGCAACCAUCAUUCAAAGCGACGUGGAGACCUCAAGAAGCACGUUGAGGGCCAUUCAGCGCAGUACCCGCAUGCCUGCGCCGACUGUCACAUGCGUUACAAACUCCGAGACACACUCAACGCACAUAUCAAGUACUGUCAUUCCGACAUACGGGAAUUCGAGUGCGAUUGUGGGGAAAAAUUCAAAAGGAAAGGAGAUCUCAAGACCCAUAAAAAUACGGUCCAUGUUGACCAGCGAAAGUUUCGUUGCCCUUCAUGCGACUGGAGCUCGAAAUAUAAGAAGGAUCUCAAAAGACACGAAGCCACCGCACACAGCGAAGAGCGUCCACACAAAUGCACUCAUCCCGGCUGCGAGCAUCGUUCUAAAACCCUCAAAUUGCUUGCACAACACAAGAAAACACAUAAGACGCAAUGCUUCUCUUAUUCAAAAUGCGGACAAGAGUUCAAGAGCGAUGCUUCCCGCCAAAGCCAUGAAGCUAAACCACACACUCAGUAA